AUGCUUCGCUGCGCUGUCCCGCACUCCCCACGACUGAACUCCGGAUUGCGCUCACAGACAGAACGUGCUCGAGCACAUGACUCCCAGCUCUUGGUCGUCGCAGUGCCUCUAGUCUCAGUCGGCUGCGUCACGGAGUCGGUCACCAUCCCGAUGCUGUCGUCUCUUUCGCCCCCCUUCCCUCCAGCUGGUCGACAGUUGCGUGGUGUCGCGCUCCUGAACCGAAAUGACCUCUUCGCAGUGAGCUCACCGAAACACGCAUGA
Molecule: messenger RNA, 261 nt
Organism: Mesocestoides corti
Lineage: Eukaryota; Metazoa; Platyhelminthes; Cestoda; Cyclophyllidea; Mesocestoididae
Source: the annotation of a GenBank genome assembly